AUGGUCGGCAAACGCGAGCUUCACCGUGCUACUCCGGGUAACCAACACAACGGCAGACCGCUGUCCUCCCAAUCAGGCGACCUCGAGAGCGGACGUACAGAUCCUUGGAAGCCUCAGAAUGGUGAUUCUCGUCAAAAGCCAAAAACUUGGCGAUUUAAGGAUGCAGCAUCGACCGUCGUCGACGAUCAUCGCCGCGAGGAGUUGAAGAAGACGUUACUUACACAGAUCGACCGAGACUCCGUCGAGAAGAACCGUAAAUCCGAUGACGAGCUAAAGCAGAUCAAGAACAAGGCGGUCCGAAAGUACUACGAAAACCUCAAUGCACGGCUCAAUGACAUCCUCGAGGUGGACGCUGUCGUCAUGGCCGUCGCGGACGAUGCUAUCGACUCAAUGGACCCGGAUCCUGACCAUGACGGAAUCGCCGAACGAAGAGGUGGAAUUCAGGACGUGUCUGGACAUCUCGAAGAGCUCCUACCUGACGAUGAGAGAGAGAAGCGCCGGAACGCACAGAAGAAGGCGGGCUGGGCAAUCAACAUAAACGUCGUCGCCAACAUCUUGCUAUUGGUUGGAAAGAUCAUUGCGGCAUUCUCUUCGCCUUCGCUGUCUCUUAUGGCGUCGCUGGUUGACUCGGCUUUAGAUCUUCUCUGCACGUUAAUCGUCUGGACGACAAACCGGCUCGUGGCAUGGCGACUGAGUGCGCUCAAGAAGAAAUUCCCUGUUGGUCGCCGACGCCUUGAGCCGCUCGGCAUCCUUGUCUUCUCCAUCAUCAUGGUCAUAUCAUUCAUGUCAAUCCUCCAGGAGUCGGUACAGAAGCUCAUGCCUUUGAAGGGCGAGGCCGAGUCGUUACCUCCCAUCGCAAUCGCUGCUCUAGGCGCAACAGUGCUCAUCAAGGGUGUGAUCUGGUUCGGGUGCAAGCCCAUCAAAACGACACAGGUGCAGGCGCUGGCACAGGACUGCAAGACUGAUGUCAUCUUCAAUACGCUGUCGCUUCUGUUCCCGCUCGUCGGUUCGGCGGCAGGUGUUUGGUGGCUGGAUCCUGCUGGCGCUGGUAUUCUGUCCCUGUUCAUCAUUUAUGACUGGGGUUCAACGUGCUUUGAGAACAUUACCCGCCUCUCUGGCCAAGCGGCAGAAGAUGAUCUGAUCCGAAAGCUCCAUUACCUCGCAUGGCGCUUCUCGCCAGUGGUGGAAGGAUUCAAAUCUAUCAAGGCCUAUCACGCCGGCGACGGCAUCUGGACCGAGUUCGAUAUCCUCCUCGACCAGGAAACGAAGCUGUGUCACUCGCACGACGUCGCAGAGACUCUGCAGUAUUGUGCUGAGAGUCUGACCGAGGUCGAUCGCGCAUUCGUCACGGCCGAUUACAGUGCUGGUGGGCCUACAGGUCAUGCCGAAGAGUGA
Molecule: messenger RNA, 1395 nt
Organism: Dissoconium aciculare CBS 342.82
Lineage: Eukaryota; Fungi; Ascomycota; Dothideomycetes; Mycosphaerellales; Dissoconiaceae
Product: cation efflux protein
Exons: 2
Coding region: 1-1395 (464 amino acids)
Biological process (GO): monoatomic cation transport; transmembrane transport
Cellular component (GO): membrane
Molecular function (GO): monoatomic cation transmembrane transporter activity
Source: RefSeq, a predicted model, not a curated record